AUGAUAAACACAUACGAGGAGACCAUUUGGAUCGAUGCCAGAAAUGGGGAGACCAUGGCUGAGAGCUUUGCAAUAAUCUUCGACGAGUUUGCAAAUUCCAAAGUAAUCCCUGACGGAGUCCCUGUCGACAAGUGGAAGGCGUUGAGGGCUCUAGAGAUCCUCAAAGACCUGCCUAUUUGCUGGCUUAUGAUCAUCGAUGGUUGGAACACGGAGCCGCCUUUGCCCACAAAGGACAACCAACCAUGGUUGGCCGCGCUGACCGUUGCGCCCCAGAAACGUGGCACAGUCUUGAUCACGACUUGUUGCCGGGAUCUGGUGCGUCUGGUCGACACACCGGCCGAGAACAAACCGCUGGUUGACGCCGGUAGCCGCAUAUUGACGGAGCAUUUCAUCUUGCCUGUAUCAAGCAAGGCGAAUGCGCUGGAAUUUCUCUACGGCUUGACUGCUUUCCCUGACACACUACACAGGUCACCGGAGAACACGGAGGCCAGGGCGAUAGUGGGCAGCCUUGAAUGUUUUCCUCCGGCUGUCAUGGAAUCAACUCAGAUCAUUCAAGAACAUCAUAUCACUGAUUGUACCUUCUUUGAUGAGAAAGGGUCCCGGCCCGAAUUGAAUGACAUAGUGCUCAAAUGGUGGUUUACGGGGCUAAACUUGAACCAGCCAUACAGUCUCCAUGACGCGUUGAGUGCCUCGUUCGGAAGAAUGGGAGCAACGCGAGGCACGAUCAUGGCGUUGUUGUUCAUGUUUCGGUGCUCUUCCUAUGCUGUCGACACGGAGUACGUGAAGUUGGCCUAUGAGCUCAAAAGAGGCACCGAUUAUGAAUUCCCUUGGGCGGAGAUCCGCCGUCCGGAGAGUGGUUACUGGGAUGCUGCUAGUAUCGAAUGGACGAAGCUUGUUGAGCUUGACCGGGUGAUUGAAGGUCUCCUUAACUCCUCGGCUUUGACGUAUCACUGGAGAUCCCAACGCCCUGCGAUGCCUCUAGCAACUCAAGAAUGGAUCCAGGCCCAGCUUUCGCGAACUGAACAAUGGAGAAUGGCGGUACUCGCCCUUGAGGUGAUUCUUUACAUUGAGCACAAUAGGGGAUAUUCCGGGACUCCAAGUUACAAGCAAGUGAAGACUUUGUGGACGGAGAUAUAUGGGGGCCUUUGUGAAUCAAUUCACAUACCCAACAUCGGUCCGCAAACCCUCCUACAUACGAUCAGAUAUCUGUAUUCCACUGGCGCCGAGAACCUACCACCACAACCGCCAACUGGUGAGUAG
This is a messenger RNA of Penicillium bovifimosum, 1260 nucleotides long. RefSeq lists its product as uncharacterized. The record is from RefSeq and is a predicted model, not a curated record. Lineage: Eukaryota; Fungi; Ascomycota; Eurotiomycetes; Eurotiales; Aspergillaceae. The transcript has a single exon. Bases 1 to 1260 code for a protein of 419 amino acids.